UGGGAACGUCCUUCCAGGACCCGCGCGCCCCGUGUGGUUGGGAGGAACUUCAUUGUUCCGGAGCCUGUAAACAGAGAGGAAGUGACGUUACUGACAACAACAACAACAACAACGUCGGUAAUAAUACCUAGAAGCCGCAGUUGUAGGUUAUUCUGAAGUCCAGAUCUCUUCAAAGACUGCUUGACUGGUUGGAAAUUAUGCUAGUAAACCACUACCAACUGGAAACCAUGAAGCAACAUUUUACAUAGUUGAGAUUUAAAUCAUGGCAUCUUCAACAAAUCUAGACGUUGGGGCACAGAUAAUUGUGGAAGAGUGCACCAGCAGCUAUAGUCUGUCUCGCAUGACAGACAUUAAAGUAGAGCAUCAGCUUGACUCCACCACAGAAGAAGGCCCAGCUCAGAGUGUCGCCAUGGGAAUGAAAUUCAUUUUGCCUAAUAGAUUUGAUAUGAAUGUCUGUUCUCGGUUUGUGAAGUCAUUGAAUGAAGAAGAUAGUAAAAAUAUUCAAGACCAGGUCAACUCUGACCUUGAAGUGGCGUCUGUCUUAUUUAAAGCUGAAUGCAACAUCCAUACUUCCCCUUCUCCUGGAAUUCAAGUAAGACAUGUCUACACUCCAUCAACAACUAAGCAUUUUUCGCCCAUAAAACAGUCAACUACUUUAACUAACAAACAUAGGGGAAAUGAGGUCUCUACAACACCUCUCCUUGUAAAUUCUCUGUCAGUUCACCAGCUGGCUGCUCAAGGGGAAAUGCUUUAUUUGGCCACACGUAUUGAACAAGAAAAUGUAAUCAACCAUAAAGAUGAAGAAGGUUUUACCCCUCUGAUGUGGGCCGCAGCACAUGGGCAGAUAGCAGUGGUAGAGUUUCUGCUUCAGAAUGGUGCAGAUGCUCAGAUUUUGGGGAAAGGGCGAGAAAGUGCACUGUCAUUGGCCUGUAGUAAGGGAUACACGGAUAUUGUCAAAAUGCUGCUUGAUUGUGGAGUUGAUGUAAAUGAAUAUGACUGGAAUGGAGGGACACCUCUUCUAUAUGCAGUACAUGGAAACCAUGUGAAAUGUGUGAAAAUUCUCUUAGAAAAUGGUGCUGAUCCAACUAUUGAGACAGAUUCUGGUUAUAAUUCCAUGGAUUUGGCUGUGGCUUUAGGCCAUCGGAGCGGUGAGUAUUUAGAGCCCUUUAGGUUUGGCUAUUUUUAUUGCAGUUUGUUUAUGUAGUUACAGUAACAGUGCUUUACGGAUGUAAGAAGACAAAAGUCCCUGCCACAAAAUGGGUUAGAUUGCUGUUAGGCUGUUAUUUCCAGUUGAUUAUGGGCUAGUUAAACAUCUUAAUUAUGUAAAUGUUAAUUGACUAAACUCACGUUGUUUUAUUUGCUUGACUUGUGCUUUCAAAGUCCAUUAAAAUGUUAGCUCUAGCAGCAUGCGCUGUAUACAUCUUACAAUAUGUAAUUUAGAGGACAGACCUGGAUUGUUCAAGGAACUAGUAACAGGUAAGGAGUCUUUCACCUCUAGUUCAUGAGCUCAGGUCAAUAGUGAGAGAAAGACACUCCCAACUGUGCCUAAAGACAUGGCUCAAGAACAGUGAAUCUAAUUUAUAAACUCCUCUGUCAAUGUGGAGACAACUGUACCAGAGGGGGGAUUUAUUCUAGGAGAGCGCAGUGACUCUACCACCCCCAAGGGUUUGGUCAUAGGAAGACAGCGUUAAACUGUGUGUUGGGAUACACAGGAGCCCUGUCUGCUGAGGCUGCCCUCUCACUCCAGGCAGACUUUCAGCCUGGGUCCAGCUUUCUCUGAGAGGGGGACAUGGUUGUUUGGUUUUUUGGACACUUGGGCCAGGCCUCUGCUGUCAUGUACAUUAAAUAGCCACAGUAUUCUUGGACUUACCUCUGUGAACUAUUUUGAAAUUAUUUUUUUUCAUCUAAAACCGCAAACAUUCCCUGGGAGAGGGGGCAUUUCUUCCGGGGUCCUGCACGGUAGGCUGGAAAGUUUGGCUAUCCACUUUCACUCCUUGGGUUGUAUGGAGUCAAAAAGGGGCCUCUUCAGUGGUCACCCUGGCUUCUGAACCAUGUGAAAUCUUUGUUUGUUUUUUAACCCCUGAACUGAAUAAAAAAUAAGCCCACCCAUGCAUGUAACUGCUGAAAGCCCCUGGGCUUAUGUUGGAAUUGAUAACUUCAUGGAUCACUCAGAUGUGGAACCCAUAGGGGUUCAGCGUGUAAAUUCUGAACACUGAGGAAAAUCACUACAAAGUUUCCAACUGUGACUAUGAUUUUACCCCCUAGUACUCCCCCACUCUCCACUUAUAGAUUAGAAUCCCCCCAUGCCCUACCUUAACCUAUCCCAUCUGCAUUUCCAAACCAGGCCGCAGACCAUGGCUUCCCCCAUUCUCACUCAACAUACUGGCCCUCUGUUAGUGUAUUCGUUGUUUUGCAUUAUAUAAUGCUUUAAAUUUUCAUAGGUGAUGCAAAUCUGUAAUGCAUUAGUUCAUGUCCUGUACAAUCAUCUAAUCAAAAUAAACAAGUCAGCAUCUGGCAGUAAAAUACAACCACAGAGUGAUUUGGAAAUCAUUGAACAGUAAUUAACUAGGUUGUUUCUCCACUUUAGUUCAACAGGUUAUUGAGGCUCAUUUAUUGCAGCUCCUUCAAAAUAUCAAGGAGUAAUGGCCUGCUGUUAAUAGAAAAUUGUUCCAUGCCUGAAGAUUUGGAUUGUGUUUUAGCCCCACAAUCAGUGAUAAAGGCUUGUUAACUUAUUUAACUUUACCUCAGUGGAAAUAUUUUCUGGUUUUAGUACGAUUUUUAGUACACUUUCUUUAUGUAUUUCACUGAUGUUCAUAGAAAUCUGUGAUGAUUGAUCCUUUUGUAAAUGUAUUAUGUAAAUUUUAAAAAAAUUAAUCAGUGUGCUGCAUGAAAACCUUCAAUAAAAUAUAAUUAUAUCUGUGUAAAUGUUCACAUUAAGUACAGUAGUUGACUUUCUACAGAGUAUUCCACUAGGUUGUGUCAAUGAUAUGGUAUCCACAUAGACUUUGUUUUAGAUUUUUAGGUGUGUACCACAGAAGACUAGUUUCUUUAUUGUUUAUAGGACAAAAAAAAGUGCACAGUGUGUGAUUGUUUACAAAAUCUUAUGCAGUUGAAUUAAAAUACUUGGUCAGUA
Molecule: messenger RNA, 3133 nt
Organism: Chelonia mydas (Green sea turtle)
Lineage: Eukaryota; Metazoa; Chordata; Testudines; Cheloniidae
Gene: ANKRA2
Product: ankyrin repeat family A member 2
Exons: 8
Coding region: 263-1204 (313 amino acids)
Biological process (GO): regulation of gene expression
Cellular component (GO): nucleus
Molecular function (GO): protein binding
Source: RefSeq, a predicted model, not a curated record